AUGGCUUUCGCCGGGAAAUACUUCAAACUCAAACGAAAUGACGAACCUCAAGAGGGCCAAGACGUCGACCUAGAAGAUAAUGCAUCGGACACAACAAAGAUCUCUUCGAAUGCUGACGUCUUCGACAAGACGGCUUUUCUGUCUUUACGAGACGACGCAGACGAAUCAGCAUCUUCCUUCGCGCAUCGACUGAUAGAAAGAGCCAAGAUGUCCUCCAACUUCUGGACGUGGCUACGAUGGGGGGUAGUUGUCGGCUUACAGACGAUCAUCAUCCUGUUGCUCUGUCUGAAGCAAGGUGGUAGCACGAACUUAGGCAACGAUCUUCAGGGAAUAGGUCCAGGAGGCCAGUUUGUCGAGACGGGUGGUGACAUUAAUGGCCUGUACAAGACACUUUCGCAUACGUACACAUAUCUCAAGCCUGAAGAGGAUAAAUUCAUCCCGAACAUGACGUCGAACGAGAAUCGAAUGGAGAUCCGGAGAAAUUGGGAUAUGUUGAUGCCACUGGGAAGCGGAAGUGUUCUUAUCCCCGACUACAAAGAUCAUCCAUUACUUGGCAAUCCCAUCACCGACGACCCCAUUCGUUCCGGCCCGUUAUUCGAGGCAUCAUGGACGCAUGCGCUGCACUGCUUAUACUACAGCGUGGAUAGCUAUCACCAGUUGAUACUGAAUGGGCCUAGUGAAGAAGACAACCCGAGGCAUGCAGCCCAUUGUUUUGAGUAUCUUCGAAACAGCAUCCUAUGCAAUCUCGACAUGACUUUAGAAGGGUCCAUGUCAACGCCGGACGAUAAGGAGAGAGGGCAGCCUCAUGUUUGCCGCAAUCGGGAAGAGGCCAUCUCCUGGAUUGAAGCCCGAAGGAUGGAUGAUGCGCAGGACAUUGUUGGUCCAUAG
This is a messenger RNA of Trichoderma citrinoviride, 888 nucleotides long. RefSeq lists its product as hypothetical. Gene Ontology annotation, biological process: mycotoxin biosynthetic process. The record is from RefSeq and is a predicted model, not a curated record. Lineage: Eukaryota; Fungi; Ascomycota; Sordariomycetes; Hypocreales; Hypocreaceae. The coding region runs from base 1 to 888 and encodes 295 amino acids. The transcript is spliced from 4 exons.